Messenger RNA from Erpetoichthys calabaricus (reedfish), 1725 nucleotides. It is a transcript of the gene mapkapk3, whose product is annotated as MAPK activated protein kinase 3. Lineage: Eukaryota; Metazoa; Chordata; Cladistia; Polypteriformes; Polypteridae. Bases 446 to 1621 code for a protein of 391 amino acids. The record is from RefSeq and is a predicted model, not a curated record. The transcript has 10 exons. Gene Ontology annotation, molecular function: mitogen-activated protein kinase binding; ATP binding; calmodulin binding. Gene Ontology annotation, biological process: response to cytokine; toll-like receptor signaling pathway; protein autophosphorylation. Gene Ontology annotation, cellular component: cytoplasm; nucleus.
CGCGAUCGCUGCCGAAGUCCAGCUUCACGGAGAAGCGGCGAGAGCGCGCACGGGGCGGAGCGGCGACGCGACUCAUGGGGACCUUGGCGAUGUGAGAACUUGGAAGUCGAAGAGACGGCUGUUUUGUAACUUCGGAACCGCGGCAACGCGUCAUUUUUUUUUUUUUUUAAAUUGCUAACCAAGGAGUUUCCAGUAAAGCAGGCGCCUCGGAAUUUAGCCUCAAUCGCACUGAGAACAACCUCGGAUUUAACCCCAGAGCGGCUGGAUAGAAACCUCCAAUUUAUUUAACCCCUGACGGACAGAAGAGUAACGGAUUACGAGACCAAAGUUAUUCAUUUUACCAGUGUGAAUCGAUGGAUGUAAGUUACCUUUAAAGGUGCGACGCACUACGCCCCUACAACCCUUACCGGAUUGCAGCGCUGCCCUGCGCCGGGUCCCCGUGGUCAUGUUGCACAAUGGCAACGGCCCCAAGCAGCCUCCGGAGAGCCAGACGGACGGUAACGCGUUGGCCUCCAAUAAGCCUAACAGCCCCACUCACUUUCCACUUCCGAACCAGCCGAAACUGGAGAUCAAGAGGAAUGCGGUCACAGACAACUACAAAGUGUCCAGUCAGGUCCUGGGACUGGGCAUCAACGGAAAAGUCCUGGAGUGUUACAACAAGAAGACCGGGGAGAAAUGCGCUCUCAAGAUCCUUUACGACAGUCCGAAGGCGAGACGCGAAGUGGAGUUACACUGGAGGGUGUCUGGAGGCCCACACAUUGUCCGCAUUCUGGACAUCUACGAGAACAUGCACCACAACAAGAAGUGCCUCCUCAUCAUCAUGGAAUGCAUGGAGGGAGGAGAGCUGUUCAACCGGAUCCAGGCCCGAGGAGACCAGGCAUUCACAGAGAGAGAAGCAUCCGGAAUCAUGCGUGACAUUGGUACUGCCAUUGAGUAUUUGCACAGUAUGAAUAUCGCCCAUCGUGAUGUGAAGCCAGAGAACUUGCUGUACACAUCAAAGGAUUCAAAUGCAGUUCUCAAAAUCACAGAUUUUGGUUUUGCGAAGGAAACAACUUUUCAAAAUUCACUCCAGACUCCAUGCUACACGCCAUACUAUGUGGCUCCCGAGGUCCUUGGCCCAGAGAAGUACGACAAGUCAUGUGACAUGUGGUCUCUAGGAGUGAUCAUGUACAUCCUACUCUGUGGAUUUCCCCCUUUCUACUCCAAUACGGGACAGGCGAUUUCACCAGGGAUGAAGAAACGCAUUCGCCUUGGGCAGUAUGAAUUUCCAAACCCAGAGUGGGCUGAAGUCUCGGAAGAAGCUAAGCAGCUAAUACAUCAACUGCUGAAGACUGACCCAACCGAAAGGAUGACCAUCUCUCAUUUCAUGAACCACCUCUGGAUUAAUAGAUCAAUGGCAGUUCCACCUACGCCUCUGCAUACCACAAGAGUCCUCUUAGAAGACAAGGAGAUGUGGGAUGACGUCAAGGAGGAGAUGACCAGUGCCUUAGCCACUAUGCGCGUGGACUAUGACCAGGUGAAGAUUAAAGAUCUUAACACAUCCAGCAACCCAUUGUUAAACAAAAGGCGCAAGAAGGCGGCCGCAGGGGGAGGUGGCACAGCAGUGUGCAACAGCCAGUGAGGGCGCUGAGCGCCACAAAAUGAACGUUCUCUGCACCAGCCACACAUAGGUUUCCACAUGGAGUCUUUUUAAAAAUUUUAAAUAAAAUUUUUAUUUCUCUUUGA